Molecule: messenger RNA, 1141 nt
Organism: Epinephelus moara (kelp grouper)
Lineage: Eukaryota; Metazoa; Chordata; Actinopteri; Perciformes; Serranidae
Product: small lysine-rich protein 1
Exons: 3
Coding region: 166-429 (87 amino acids)
Source: RefSeq, a predicted model, not a curated record
UCAUUCAUGAGCGAGUCUGAACUGUUUCUACGACAACAGGACAUAAACAGAUGGGGUAUCACUGUCCCGGCUGAAGCCAUUCAGUUGCCACUUACGACAGUGCCAAGUCCAGAACUGAUGGACAAAUAAUCUCUCAUAUUGGAAGUGACCUUGACAUCUUUGACCAUGCCCAUCAAAAUCAAGAAAUCAAGGUCCCAAAGUUCUCGGCCCGCCAAGAAGACUGGGAGUCCAAAAACACCCAAAAAGAAGUCCUCUAGUGCCAAAUCCACCAAGACAGAGGUGGACAUCCUCAGCCCAGCAGCCAUGGAGAACGUCUACUACAUUUCCCACAAUGCAGUGGACUGUCUGGAGUUCAGAGGCUUUGGGUGGCCACAUUCAAACAAGAAGAAGAAAAAGAAGAAGGGAACAAAACGGAAGAAGAAAAAGUAAAUUAUACAAUUUAUUUUUGCCAAACCAAAGUGAAUUUUUCCUUUUUUCUGGUAAUGAGUUACAUUUAAAUGUUUUGCAAAUGGCGCCAUCUUAUGGACACAAUUGAAAUUACACAACCUAAGUAUAUCAAGUUUUGACUGCUGGAGUGCAAUGCAGCAAAUAUGGGUCUCUUUCUUUGUUUCUUCCACAAAUUCAUACAGGAGCUCAAAACUGUAAAGCUUAACUUCAUUCAUGAGGCACAGACUUUCAAAAUCAUGAACAGCAAUUUUAUUGUAAACUGAAUGAUUCAGAGGUGUUUGCACUAAUGUCAAAAAAUUUGGCAGUUAUUGAUACAUUUGAAUGUUGUGAAGGAAACUUCAAACUCUGCAAUAAAACAAAAGAGCAACUAUAUUCACUUCAAAGAACAUAAUAUGCACCUAAUAUGGAGAUAAUGAAUAUAAAGUUAAAACACCACAGUGCAUCCUUGUAAAGGCCAGCCAACAGUGCCAUGAUACUGGACUUAAAGUGAUCCCACCACUCAGUUAUAAUAUUCUUUAAAUCCAGUCUUUGCACAAUUUCUCUUAUAAAAAUAGGCUACAUUGAGAACAUGCCUAUAAAACUAAGGGAGGAAACAAAUACUGCUCCAGGCACUGUAAAUAUUUUCAUUUAUAUUUUACAUUUUCAAUCCUUUUCUCAAAUGUACACUCAUUGUACCAUAACCCUGUAAAAUAAA